This is a messenger RNA of Didymosphaeria variabile, 2604 nucleotides long. RefSeq lists its product as uncharacterized. The transcript is spliced from 2 exons. The record is from RefSeq and is a predicted model, not a curated record. The coding region runs from base 1 to 2604 and encodes 867 amino acids. Lineage: Eukaryota; Fungi; Ascomycota; Dothideomycetes; Pleosporales; Didymosphaeriaceae. Gene Ontology annotation, biological process: mitotic cell cycle; meiotic cell cycle; microtubule nucleation. Gene Ontology annotation, cellular component: spindle pole; equatorial microtubule organizing center; gamma-tubulin complex. Gene Ontology annotation, molecular function: microtubule minus-end binding; gamma-tubulin binding.
AUGGCGCAGAAUGCGAAAGUGGCAGCUCUGACGGAUGAAUUGAUCCAUUCGAUCCUAAAGUUUGACCCGGAAGCCAACAAACGCGCAUACAAACACGCCAAGGACAUCGCAAGAAACGGCCUACGCGCGCAUCAGUAUGCUCGGACAAAUCAAUUUGACGUGCAGGCCAGCUUCAUCGGUCUGGACGAGAAGUUUCGCGUGUUAAACCGCGACGAUCUGGCCGACGCGCUGGACGAGCGCGUAAAAGAGAUCAAUAAGAGACUGGGCAAAUGGAUCCCGGAAUGUCUGUCACUCUUGCUUCAACUGUCGGACCAACCGACGGAAAAUUCGCGGGUCGAGGCUUUGGAGUUGCUGAGGCCACCUACGCCUUCGCCUGAGUUGACUUGGAAGGAGAUACUGGAAGAUGAUCCUUACAGCGACGAGGAAAUCUGGAAAGACAUCGACUACGGCGCGGAAUCGUCUGAUGACGAUCUACUGGCUCCGAAGAAAGAAGUUCUAAAGUUUUCGCCGCCGACCAGUGUAGAUGAGGACGAUACGUACGAUCCUAAAGGGUGCGUUGUCGCCGUAGAUGCAGCUGCCAUCGACGAAAUAGAGGAAGCACAAUUCUGGAAGCACAAAACAGAAGCAGAAGACGAGAAACUUGAAAUUACUGAACUUCAAGCUGUCCGAGAGACGCUCUUUAUGCUAGCUGGUCUUCAGACCUCUUUGUUCCAUGCGGACAGACGCGUGGGACCUGAGUACGAGCUUCGCCAUGCCAUGACGAAGACCGCAAAUCACCUCCUUGCCGAACUUGGCGAUAUUGGUCGUACGAUUCACCAACUACGACAGUGGGUAAAGCGACCUUCGACUUUGCCACUUAUUCAGACGUUCGAGGCUGCUGUGUCAAAACGGUUGCGGGAAUAUGAUCAAUCGCUGGCACUGCUUCAACAGAGGUACCUAGUACCCGAGAAACCCACGGCUGUAAGCCUAUUAGAGUUGCACGACAAUGUUAGGUCUCUGUCUCGACCUAUAUUACGCCUAGCCCGAGUAGUCUCAGAGAUAGAACCUCAGCUGCUUGUUAACCCUUUCGUGCAUCUAGAGAUACUGUUCGACCAGAUUAAUCUCGCGCAGAUGACACUCGAGCAGGAUGUAUUCGAUUUUCUGUCCAAUCUCUUCUUUGAGUGUCUGCAAACUUACCUCAAACCUAUGCGAAGGUGGAUGGAAGAUGGCGAGCUCGGUCUCAAUGAUGAGACUUUCUUCGUCUUUGAGAAUGACUCUGGUAGUGAGGCAUCUUCGCUAUGGCACGAUCGAUUCGUGCUCCGCCGCGGUCAAGAGAAUAAACUGCGCUCACCCGCUUUCCUCGAGCCUGCAGCGCAGAAGAUCUUCAAUACCGGUAAAAGCGUAGUCUUCCUCAAAGAGCUGGGUAUCCAUACGUCUCUUCUACCAACGAAGGUUGAGGAGCCUCGAUUAGACCACAAGACAGUCUGCGGUACCUCGGCUGAUUCGCCGCUCUCACCUUUCUCAGAACUGUUUCAAGCAGCAUUCCAGACGUGGAUAGAAAGUAAAUACUCGCUCGCCUCAACCGUGCUGCGGGAAUACUUGUUCAAUAUCUGCGGCCUCGUCCAGACCCUGGACAGCUUUAGGACCAUAUAUCUUAGCGCUAACGGCUCCGUCUUCCAAGAAUUUGCCGACGCUGUAUUCGAACGUAUGGAUACCAACCAGCGUGCCUGGAACGAUCGUUUCCUGCUUACUGAGCUUGCGCGCGGCAUCUUCAGCUUGGAGUUGCCUAAAGGCCAGUCUGAGCGCAUCGUUGUCCGCUCUAUGCGCAAAAGCUCGAAGUCUCCUCACCGCUCUGUCAAAGCUCUCUCUCAUGUAUCGCUUGAUUAUGCCCUGCCUUGGCCCCUCAUGAACAUCGUACAGCGCUCAUCAGUUUCCAUCUACCAACAACUUUCCACCUUCCUUCUACAGACCUACCGCGCAAAGUAUUUACUGCAACGGAUCUCGCCGCAAAGUGUUCGUCUUAUCAACGACAGCCAGCUGCGCCAGCUAAGCUACAAGCUCCGCCAGCGAUUGAUCUGGUUUGCGGAUGUCCUGCGCUCGUAUCUCACUGCAACCGUCAUCGACGCCUCCUUUGCCGACAUGAAAGCUGCGAUGGGCAUGGCAGAAAACAUUGACGAGAUGUCAGCCAUCCAUACCAAAUAUGUAGCUAGGCUGCAGGACCAAGCCCUGCUAUCCGACAACCUGAAGCCCAUCCACAGGGCCAUGGUCUCGCUGCUCGACCUUGCGGUGCUCUAUUCGCAGCAACAUUCGAGGGAAGCAGCCCAAGCGAAGCCAAUUCGCCAACACCAAGCGAAGGAGCACUCCCGCCGCAAGUCCGUGAUACCUGGCAAGCCUAAAGAGGAUGACUCAGAUAGUAGCGAUGUCGAGGAUGAUGAGGAGAGCGCUGCGUCGAAAUCGCCUGCUACGACUCAAUCAGAUGAGGGUCUGGAAGGUGUAGAUGGGGAGUUCGAACGACUGCUCUCGUUCGUGACGGCCGGGCUGAGGAGCGUUGGACGUGUGGGUGCGGAGCCGGUUUGGGAGAUUCUUGCAGAUCGACUCGAAUGGGAGGGAAAGAGGGAUCGCUGA